UAGGCCGGUAGGUAGGCAAAGUAAGUAGGUAAUAUGUGACUGAAGGCCGAACGACAGACGGCCGGCCCCCCAGUUGAAACGGAUCUCCAGACUACAUGCGUCUGGCUUCGCGGACCCAAUCCUCAGGGUUUCAUUCUCAUUCUCUUUCUCUUUCAUACUUAAGUACAGUACCUAGUGAUUUGUACUGUAUGGUAUCAUGUUCCUUUCUUGCUGCGGGCUCCUCUCUGCGGAAUAGAUGAACUGAUAAUUAUUCUCCGAAACAUCAUCGUGUGUGGAUUCACUUCAGCCUCUUCCUCUUUCGCGCUUCUUUCGCGCCUUCGUUUACACGUUCUUUUGCGUUUCCACUCCCAUCCUGGCAGGUAAAGCCUUGGUCAUGUUUGGAGGUGGUGCUAUUCACUCCUUCUAGCUUCUUUCCACACAUUACCCCUGCCUGUCUGUCUACUUACUUGUCGGGCCCAUCGUACCAGUCCCUCUUUCCCAUUGGCAAGAAAGAGAGAAAAAAAAAAAAAAAAGAGGAAACAAGCCGGAAUGCUUUUGUUUUCGUGAGAGCGUGUAAUAUCUCAAACUAUCCUUAAUUAUUUUGUGUGAUUGGGUUGAACCCAUUUUUUCUUCAUUCGUAACGGCUGGUCUGUUUCUAUCGACAUUCAUUGGAUCUUAUCUAUAUCUACAAAAAGGAAGGUAAUAUUCUUUUUGGGUUCACGAGGGUUCAUUUCCCCGAAGAGCCAGAAUGAGGGCGUUCUACUCUGGAGCUCUCCUGUUAGCCCUUGGUACCUUGUCGCCGGUCCAGGCCGACACGUACAAAUACGAUCAACCCGGCAAGCGCUCGUUGAAGGAUCUAUUGGAUAAACUUAGGGGUAUUGGAAGCGGAGAUGACAAUGUUCGAACCGUGACCGAGACCGUCCGGCAGACUAUCACCGUGGGCGGCGGUGGACUAGGCGGCGGGUUUCUCAAUGCGACGUCAACGGUUACAGUCACGGAGACUGGCGCUGCUAAUGGCGCCGUAGAGCAAGCGACUGUCACGCAGGUGGUGACUACAACCAUGACGCAGCUGAUUGCCUGCGGGACGGCUUUUGGAAUCCCCAUCCCCGGCGACCAAGCCUCGUCUAUCGCGUCUUCCGUGGCCGCCAUCGUGUCCUCCGGUCUAGCGGAACUGACCUCGAUAGGGGCCACUUCGUCGGUCGCAAUCACGGAGACAUCUGCGGCCGCGACGACUUCCACAGCGGCUUUGACAACUUCGUCAACUUCGGAACUAUUGACAUCUUCGUCGAGCGCCGUCGCCUCAAGCUCGUCAAGCGCGGUAGAGCAAAUUUCAUCUUCAAGUUCAGCCGCUGUGGAAUCCAGCACCGCAGUGGUCGAGACAUCGAGUUCAUCGUCAGCCGUGGUAGAGUCCAGCACGGAGGUACCAUCCGCGGUUCCCGAGACCACCUCAUCUGCCGCAGUCGAAUCAUCCACAGAGGUCGCGACGACAUCAUCAGCUGCGGUAGAGACGUCAUCCGCCGAAGCGACGACCUCCACAGCAGCAGCCGUCGAAACGACUUCAUCGUCCACGGCCGGCGCAUCCUCGAUCGCACUGCCCCUCGACUCGACCCCAGUAUCAACGGCGAGCGCAAUAGGACAAUCCUCAGUCGCGCUCCCCGCCGAAUCCACGCCCGCGCCAGCGGCUUCCGACGUCAACCUCGGGGCCGCUCUGCCCGACGCGCUGACGGCCACGACCUUCCUAGGCGCGAACGAGGGUCCGCCGAUCGACUUCAGCGGCGUCGAUCUCAGCUCCGUGAUAAAUCUCGGUCCCGUGGCGUAAGGGGGGUGGUCAACGAGUCAGACGGUUUUAAUUAAGUGGGAUGCGAGAGCGAGCCGAGUUUGAAGUCGUAGAGAAGGAAGCUUCUUGUUUUCAUCCGCCGUCGAAAUGCUUGUUUUUUUUUUACACAUGUUUUUUCUAGAUACAAAAAAUUAGCCCCCCCUGGUGGAGACGCCCUUCGUUUCUUUAGUUAUAUAAUGCAAAUACAAAGAAUCUGACUUCAUA
Molecule: messenger RNA, 2020 nt
Organism: Xylaria bambusicola
Lineage: Eukaryota; Fungi; Ascomycota; Sordariomycetes; Xylariales; Xylariaceae
Exons: 3
Coding region: 728-1798 (356 amino acids)
Source: RefSeq, a predicted model, not a curated record